AUGCACAAUGCCUUUGACAGCUCCCCCUUGCUAACCGGCAUCAAAGGCAAGCCAGAAUACAUGAUCGUACAUGGCGCAAAGCUCUUCGUCGGAACAUCGACUGGCUCUCUCAGCAUCUACAGAACAGACCAACCAGAGUCUCAGCAAGACGCAGCCUCUUCAUCCACCUCACCCACUAAACCGCCCUCUAUCCUCUCCACCCGCUCUGGCAUCCAGUUGCCAAAGCUCCCACCAUCCAUCCCGGUCCAGACCUCAGCCCAGUUCUCCAAACGCUCGAUAGACCAACUAGGCAUCAUCAAGGAAGCCAAUUUGCUAAUUUCGCUUUCUGACGGCUAUGUUUCGCUGCAUGAUCUGUCGACGUUGGAAUUGCAAUCGCAGUUGGGUCAGACAAAGGGAGCAACGACGUUUGGGAUCGAUACCUCGAUUCAGAAGCGUGCUGUGCCUAAGAUGCCUGACUAUGGUCCUGGACCGCUAGGUGGGAGAGGCACGAUGAGGGGCGGUGGAGGCACGUACAAUCGGAAUGCGACGAUUGGGUCGCGUGCGUUUAGACUAGGUGCGAUUGGGGAUCAGAAUCAAACCGGUGCUGGAAGUGCAGCGGGAGGGAUGGGAACAGUAGGCAGAAAUAGGUCGAGUGUGUACGAUGUACCUUCAAAAGACUGGCAGGCAGCUAGCAUGCGAGGGAUGGACGCGAUGGUGAAGUACAGAGAAGAGGAGAGGAGAAAGGCGAUGGAAGGUGCACGAUUUGGUGGGGCUGCAGCGGAUGCUGAGGGUCAAGACGGGGUGAUGACAUUGGUGACAGUGCUGGCUGUUGGUGUCAAGCGAAAGCUGCUUGUCUUUCGAUGGAUAGAUGGCGAGUUCUGGGAUACGAGAGAAGUAGCGUUGAAUCACACUCCGCGAAGCUUGGCUUUCGUGACACCGACAAGGCUGUUGAUGGGAUAUAACGCAGCAGAGUACGGAACCAUCUCGAUUCCCCUCGCUGCUGAAUCGACCGUCGCAUACACCCACCCUUCCCCAGGCUAUGGAGGCACAAACAACAACAGCAGCGGCCAGCUUCGUCGCGAGACGCAUGUCCACCCUCCUUCCAACUCCACUUCAGGUCCACUGGUCGAUCUCACCUCGCCCAGCCUCUCCUCGUGGCAUGUGGAAGAUUUUGAUCUGUCCAGCAACAACACUGUCACACCCGAAGGUGGGGAUGCGACAGGUUCGAACCAGCAAACCAGCACUAGCGCUGGGUUCGGUGCAGCACUGGGAGGCUUGAGCGGGCUUGGAGGGUAUAUGGGCCUGAGCAGCAGAGGCAAGAUGUCGGUACUACAUGUAGAUGGCGGCGAGGUGUUGUUCGUCAGGGAUGGCACAGGUAUCUUCUUGGGUGCAGAUGGAAGACCGACUCGAAGAGAAGGCGUUGAGUGGAGCGCAACCCCGCUCGAGGUGGCUUUUGCUAAGCCGUAUGUCUUCAGUGUGCUGCCAAGCGGGUCAGUGCCAUCGUUGAAGAACAGCUCUUUGCCGAACGCCAACAAUCCGGUUUUGCAGAUUCGAUCGGUAGGCACCUUGUUUGCAGUCCAAACACUUUGCUUUCCGCCCGUGUCCGCAACGAGCAGACCUUUGUCUUCGUCAACAUCGCCUCCGCAAGUGAGGCUAUUGACACCAUCGACAGGCAACAAGCCACCGGUGUUUGUCGUGGUCACACCCACCGACCGCAACGCAUUAGAGAGGGAGGGAAGUACCGUUUGGCAGCUCGAGAUGCAGGGCUGGGGACGACAAAUCGACGAGCUCGUCGAAAAAGGCGAAUUUGAGGAAGCGCUUGGUCUGCUUGACAGCGUCGACAAUGUUAUCCUCGAAGACAAGGACGAACGUAGGGCACACGUGCAGGGACUGUUUGCAGUGUCUCUCUUUGCAGACGAGCGAUACGAUGAGGCUGUCGAAAUGUUUAUGGAGCUCGACACGAAUCCAGCCAAAGUCAUUGCGCUGUAUCCGUCCAGUGUAGCAGGCGAGUUGAGCAGGAGCAAGGAGGAGUGGUUCCCGAUCUUUGGUGGUAAGACACCUGCCAAGCUGCGUGUAAGGUCAGGGUCGGAUGCAGGUGAUGCAGCAUCGUUGUCUAGCCCAACGCCUAGUCAUGCAGCUUUGCCUUCUUCGGCGCAAGCUCUGGCGACCUCAGCAACAAAUGCAGCAAGAAAGGGUCUCGGCGCCUUCCUACCAGCUCGGAGACCACAGAGCAUCAUCGGGGAGCCUGCAGGCUUCAGCAGCCCCAGUUCGAGCCCUUCGCAGGCGGGCGCGGUCAGGCCCAAACCGACUCGCACAGUUACAGGUGCCACGAUUGCGACGACGCAAGACGCGGAUCACCUUGCCGAGACCGGCUCGAUCCGAUCUGUCAGGACGACGCGAGAAGCACCCGAGAUGAAGGCGACUGGGUCAGGUGCGAGCCGAGACAAUCGCAACGCCGCUGCCGCUGGUGGCGAUACCUCGUCACGCAAGGCGUUGGAAGCGCUGGGGAAAUUCCUUGCUGACCGUCGACGUAUCUUCAAGCCGAUCCUGGAGUCGAGUCCACACCUUGAGUCGAAAGAUCACAUGGCCAUGUCGCAGAUCAAGCGUGACACGCACUGGCUCCUUUCGCUGCCAAACAAGCGCUUUGGCGAGAUGGACAAGGAUGAGCUGAUUGCUGUAGCGCAAACAGUCGACACGGCGCUGUUCAAGACAUUCCUGCAAACCAAGCCGGCGUUGAUCGGACCUCUAUGUCGAAUCGAAAACUGGUGCGAAGUGGAGCAAGUGGAAGAGCUGCUCAAGGAGCGCAAGAAGUUUUCGGAGCUGAUCGCACUGUACGGAGGCAAAGAGAUGCAUAGCAAAGCACUAGGACUGCUGAAGCAAUUCGCCGAUGACGAGGAUGAUGUGGAAGAGAAGAUGCGGCCCACGAUUCGGUACCUGCAGAACCUGGGGCCAGAGUUCAUUGAUGUGAUCUUAGAGACCUCGCAUUGGCUGUUGGAGGUCAAUAGCGAACUCGGGAUGGAAGUCUUCACCGCCGAUGCGGGUAAGGUGGGGUCAUGGCCGCGACUGGAGAUCGUCGAUGAUCUCAAUCGGUUCGAUAAGGAACUCUGUGCCGCGUAUCUGGAGUAUAUCAUCGAGAAUGCGGGAGAAGCAGAUCCCAAGCUGCACGAUAAGCUGAUUAGACUCUACCUCCGAAGAGCUGCCGACCUUGGGGAGCGUCUGCAGUCCAAGGACGAGGCGGGCGCAAAUGACUCUCAAGCGCAAGCUGAUGGAAAGCAAGGCAAUCAAAGCACAACGCCGCAGUCGCUGCGAAGCGAGCGCGAGGAGCUGAUGCAAAAGCUGCUCAGGUUCUUGCGAAGCUCGACACAGUAUCGACCUGAGCAGAUCCUGGUUAGGCUACCCGCAGACGAUGAUGACCGAGAUAUGCUAGAAGCGAGAGCGUUGCUGCUAGGCAGGAUGGGCCAGCACGAAGGAGCUCUGAGCAUCUAUGUUCGGAAGCUGCAAGAUGCGACAAGAGCAGAAGAAUACUGUCGAGACGUUUGGCGGUACCGCGCAGCCUGCAAGCCUUCAUCAUCGACUUUCAAGCAGGCACAGCAAGAGUCGCAGCAAGGGCAGCAAGAAGGUGGACGAUCAAACCAUCAGCAAAGCCUUCUCAUCGACCACGAGCAAAAGCAGCGAGCUGACCGAGAAGUUUUCCUCACGCUCCUACGCAUCUACUUGGAUACAAGCUCGUCUGCUUGGAUCCAGCUGGACUCUGCGCUGGGCCUCAUGGAGAGGCAUGCAGCAAGAAUUGACCUCCGCUCGGCACUGGAUCUUCUUCCAUCGUCGGUCUCCCUAUCACAGAUUGCAGGGUUCGUCAAUGUGAACCUUCGAGACUUAACACGCAAGCAACACGAGGCGCGAGUAAUCGGCGAGAUGCGCACCAACCGCAACUGGCAGGUGGAAGAGACUCUUUGCAAGUUGCAAAGCAGGCGGGUCAAAGUUGGCGAGUCGAGGACGUGUCCCAAGUGCCACAAGCGGCUGGGGAACAGUGUUGUGGCGGUGAAGCCAGUGAGUGGAGCAGUGAUGCACUACUUUUGCUCGAUUCAUGCUGAGCAAAAAGGGCAGCAAAGACCGUCAUGA
This is a messenger RNA of Ustilago hordei, 4098 nucleotides long. RefSeq lists its product as uncharacterized. Gene Ontology annotation, biological process: vesicle-mediated transport; intracellular protein transport; autophagy. The coding region runs from base 1 to 4098 and encodes 1365 amino acids. Gene Ontology annotation, cellular component: fungal-type vacuole membrane; cytoplasm. The record is from RefSeq and is a predicted model, not a curated record. Lineage: Eukaryota; Fungi; Basidiomycota; Ustilaginomycetes; Ustilaginales; Ustilaginaceae. The transcript has a single exon.